Molecule: messenger RNA, 1911 nt
Organism: Spodoptera frugiperda (fall armyworm)
Lineage: Eukaryota; Metazoa; Arthropoda; Insecta; Lepidoptera; Noctuidae
Exons: 2
Coding region: 208-1335 (375 amino acids)
Source: RefSeq, a predicted model, not a curated record
CCGUCAACGAUCACACUCCCUUGUACAAAUGCUUUAUCUUUUCAAGUCUCAAGCGCAGCUCCACUAUUCCUGUGUGUGUAAAGCACAAUGACAAUAUGUGUGUAUGUGUGCGUCCUCAAACAGGAGCGCUCAGUGUCUGUAACGUCUCCGGCCAAAGCAGUUGUGUUACUUUAUUCGCUGUAAUAUUAUUUGCCAAAUACCGUCAACAUGGAAGGUCCGAGUCCGAGUAAGCGGAGAAAAAUUGGUGAUGAGGCCCGUGAAAUGAUAGCAAAAGUCUACCAUUUCCUCAAAGAAGAAUAUGAAUUCACGGACCUUCACAAAGAACCAAAUGCUGACAUAACACAUUUGCGUAAUAUUACGCAGCGCACUGCAGAAGCGACGGGAGUAUGUGAAAGAACAGUAUAUAAAAUAUUACAAGAGGAAAGAGAAAAAUUAAGAGAAAAGUUUGCUGCAGCGGGAACCAGUCAAAGCACACAACAAAAGUCAUUUAAAGAAGACAAAUCAGAAGAAAGUGACGUUGCUGCCAGGGUGAAUGAAGGUACUGAGCCCAAAAUACCAGAAGUCAGAAACGUAGUGGCUACAACUAGUAAAGAAAUGCCAGACGGAACAAAUGUCGCUAGCAGGAGUACUGAACGAAUCUUAGUAAUAAAAAAGGAUAUAUCAGAGGAACUAAGCGUUGCGACUGAAGCCAAUAAAAUAGCAGCACAAAGAGCAAUAAAAGAAGAAAGAGACCUAACAGAAGAAAGUUAUGUUCCAAAAAAAGAAAUAGAUACAAAAGAAGAAAGAUCAUCAGAAGACAGAGGUUUGCCUCCAUUAACAGAAGAACUAGAUAUAAAACAAGAAAGAAGCACAUCAGAAGAAAGUGAUCUCCCUUCAUUAACAAAAGAAAUAGAUAUAAAACAAGAAAGAAGCUCAUCAGAAGAAAGCGAUUUCCCUUCAUUAACAGAAGAAGGAGAUAUAAAAGAAGAAAGAGACUUAUCAGAAGACAGAGAUCUUCCUACAUUAACGGAAGAUGUAAAAGAAGAAACAGCCACAUCAGAAGAAAGAGAUCUUCCUACAUUAACAGAAGAAGUAAAAGAAGAAACAGGCACAUCAGAAGAAAGAAGUACUACUUCAGAAGAAAGAAUUACGUCAGAAGACAGUAAUACAUCAGAAGGAAGAGAAACAUCAGAAGAAAGUAGGUCAUCAUCAGAAGGAAGUAAGUCAUCAUCAGAAGAAAGUAAUGUCAAUGCCAAUGGGGAAAGUACAAGAAUAAGUCUAAAUGGGAUAAAAGAUGAAGAUACGAGAGAAGAAAGUAGUGACAUUAGAAGAAGGAGAUUUCGUGACUGGAGUUAGUAAAUAAAGAAGUAUGAAGUGACGAAGAAACUGACUCGUAUGAGUCUUCUGAUUAGCGUUCCGUAUGCGUUACAAAAUAAAAUGAAGGUUUCUUAAAGAACUAUGCAAAUGGUGUAUUAUACUCAAAGAAAGAGUAUGUCUGUCACGUCUGUUAUUGUAAUCUAUAAACAAAGUUCUAGAUUUUCGAAAAUUUUGCAUUGGCAUUUCUUAUUAUACUAAAACUAUAUUUAAUAUAAACCACGCACUACAUUUUACGUCGUCAUGCUUUCUUCAUGUCGCUAUGAAUCGAGUCUACAAUGUUUCUUUACUGAGAUAGUUAAUCACUUUUUAACUAUUUUUCUCAUGCCUACGAAUUUCAAUCAAAUCUAAAUAUCUUAAGCGAAAUAUCUAGACUAUCUAGACGCGGUAGACAUAAUCUUUCUGCAAAGAUUCUACGCCAUUUGCAUAGUUCUUUAAAAAAACAGCAUUGAGUAAUGCAAUGUUAUAAUUAUUGAAUCCUAUUUUUUAUACAAUUUAAUUUAAUUUAAAUACAAAUUCAUUGUUGUUUUUAAUUAAAAAUAUUUUUUUUUUUAAAUA